Molecule: messenger RNA, 357 nt
Organism: Aspergillus thermomutatus
Lineage: Eukaryota; Fungi; Ascomycota; Eurotiomycetes; Eurotiales; Aspergillaceae
Product: cytochrome c oxidase VIIc family protein
Exons: 4
Coding region: 1-357 (118 amino acids)
Biological process (GO): mitochondrial electron transport, cytochrome c to oxygen
Source: RefSeq, a predicted model, not a curated record
AUGUCACGUGAUACGGGUUCCGGGGAGCCGCCGAAGCUGUGUCGUUCCACUCCUUCUCUUUCCUUCCGGGUGGUCGAUUAUCGGGUUACUUCGACGUUGGAUCUGACGGGUGUGUUUAAGAUGAACGCUGCUUCUGCUCUCCGCGCCAGAAUGGCCACCUCCUUCGUCGCCCGUCGUGGCUUUUCCACCACCCGGGCCCAGCUCGGAAGCCCAUACCACUACGCUGAGGGCCCUCGCUCCAACAUUCCCUUCAACCCUCUGACCAAAUACUUCUUCUGGAGAUACUGGGCUUUCAUGAUUACCGGCUUCGGUGCUCCCUUCGCCAUUGCUGUUUGGCAAACCUACAAGACCCGUUAA